AUGGAUAGCAAAGAGUAUCUUAUAUCGUAUGGUUGGAAAGAAGGAGAAGCGUUUAAAGAAGGCGGUUUAAAGAGACCAAUACUGGUCAAACAUAAAAGAGAUAAGAAGGGAUUGGGUAACGCACCCGGUGGGAACGAUGGUGAAGCAUGGUGGGAAAGACUGUUUGACGGGCAUUUGAAGAAUUUAGACGUCAGCACCGACUCAAGUAAUGGUGGUAUCACAUUUACUCAAAAUGAAGUAGUUGCAUCUGCCGUAUCGAAAAGCAGCUCACCUCUAUACAGAUGGUUCGUCAAAGGGGAAGGUUUGAAAGGGACCAUUGGAAACCGUAAUGUAAAGAAAAAAGCCAGUAUUGUGAUAUCGGAUGCAAGUACAAGUAAAUCGAAGAAGAAGAGAAGCAGAGGCGAUGAUGAUGACUGCAAGGCAAAAAAAAAGAAGUUAAAGAAGGACAAAAAGAGUAAAGACGAUAUGAAGUGUGAAAAGGAGAGGAAAACCAAAAAGGAUAGUAAAAAAGCUAAAAAAAGCAAGCAAAGUAGUAAUGAAGAUAAGAAAUCUAAGCAUAAAAAGGAUAGAAAGAUUAAAAAACACAAAAAGGAACAAAAGUCAGUUGGAAAACAUAAAAAGGAGCAUAUAUCAUAA
Molecule: messenger RNA, 636 nt
Organism: Saccharomyces eubayanus
Lineage: Eukaryota; Fungi; Ascomycota; Saccharomycetes; Saccharomycetales; Saccharomycetaceae
Gene: TMA23
Product: Tma23p
Exons: 1
Coding region: 1-636 (211 amino acids)
Source: RefSeq, a predicted model, not a curated record